UCGAGCGGGUGUAUAGUCGUCGAGCCGCUUCGCGCGUAAAUCGAGUCUUGUUUAUUUUGUGAUGGUUUCUUUCGAACUUUUAUGAGUUUUAUGAACUAUAGAAUUAACCUAAUGGAUUAUUUUCAAGUGAUGUGACAAUUGUUAGGUUAAUUUCGAAGAGUGGUUUGAUUUGUCCCCUCAAAAUGGAAUUGAGGUCCGUCUUUUGGACAGUUGUCUUGGGCCUGAUUUUUGGUGCGGAGGCGGGAAUGAUAGGUGAUCAGUGCGACUGGAAUGGCAGUGGCCUGACCAGCAACGCGGAGCGGGGCGUGACACCAGUCUACCUGCGAUGUCGGGAAGGGAUAGUGUCCUGGGUGUAUCCUCGAGGCGCGCUGAGGUUGCUCUUCAAGCCGCCCAUGCCUGCUGACGAGCGGGACUUCCAUGUUUGUGUGCGAGUUGUACGACGACCAGAUCCGCCUGACUUGUUCCACGAUGACCGGCUUAACGAUACAAAAGCCGAACGCUUCCCCGCUCGGUUGUUCGUCGAGGGCGCCCACAAGCUGGUGCCCCUGUACGCGCCGGACGACGGGGACCCGCGCGAACUCCGCUGCUUCCGCAGCCGGCGCGGCCGGGCCGCGCUCUACGUGGAGGCCGAGCCCGAGGAAGGCACCAAGCGCCGCGAGGCCACGCUGAGAUACGAGGCCAGGCCGCUGAACAGGCGGCACUAUGAUCCUGCCACGGCGGAUUGCAGGCCGUGCACUGAGGAGGAACUGGAACUCGCAUUCUGCACUAGUGAUUUAGUGUCUCGCGGAACGUUUGUGGGCGCCGAGCAGCGCUCGGACCUGGACAGCACGCAGCUCACGUUGCGGCUCAGCAAGCUCAUCCGCGCCACCGGCAGCGCCGGGCCCGAUCCCCGCACGGACGACGCGGUGGACGAUCAUUACUAUAGAUACGAGGUAGACAACGCGCUCGAGCACACCACCCACCGCAACCACCGGCGGCGGAAGACGCGGAGCCUGCACGCACACAUUCACGUGUCGUCCGUGUGCGGCGCCGAGGCGGGCGCCGGGGAGUUCCUCGUCAUGGCGCGGAGGAGGCUCGGCAGGUACGCGUUGGUGUGCGCGCCGAGGAUACAGGACUGGGAGGAGCUGGUGGAGAGGCGGACUCGAGAUGGCAGUGCGCAUUGCUCGCUGCAACAUUAGAUACUUCAACGGAUGUCUAUACACGAAGUGUCAACAGUGAACAUAAGUAUGUAAGUCGUUCGAUUGAUGUUUAUAUGAGCCCGUACGAUCUGAUGCUCUUUCCCAAUGUGGACUUUAUUUCACACUUCCAUUGAACAAAUGAAAGUACCUACCGUCGAAAGAAAUUAAUCUAGUCGCUAUUAGAUGCAGGCCUCUUCCAAAGACCGCCUCAAUAUGACUUCAGGUUUGCAUUCAGCGAUUCUCUCAUCUCUCUCCAUCUUACUUAUGUGGUGAAAAUUCUUCAAAAAACCCAUACACUAGAAAAAUCAAACGGAAUACGCCAAGUUGUGGUAUAAGUAAACGAAAUAAAAAGGUUUAACCUGGAAUACAACUAGAAAAAAAUUACAACGGAUAUGUAAUGAACUCUCUUUAGGUACUAAAGUAAAGCCAUUGUACUUUAGACAUACAUGUGUAUUUCUCAUUAAGUUUCAAGAGGCAGAUAAUAAAUAUAGACGCAAUAAGUGCUACUGCAGUAAAAACGCCAUCUAGUGCAGAUAUUCUCACAACGCAGAUUUUUCUUUUUAAAUUAUCGAUUUGCACCUAUGAUUGAUUGAUAUUGAUAUCUGUCUCUACCAAAACAUUAACCACCCUACCUAUUAAUAAAACUUUGCAACCUCUUACAAACCUGUUAAAAUUUUGUCUCUUUUUAACCAACUAAAAUGUCAAAAGGACCGAUAGGGACAAACGAUUAUCAACGGUUUGUUAGAUUUGACAAACGUUAAUGAAUAACGCCAUAUUAAGAAAUAUAUCUAGUUACUAAUUGGAUAGGAUAAACACAUGGAAAUUGGAAACGUUGUGCCUAUAAAAUGUAAAGAUAAUAUAAUAAUUUAUAGGUACACCCAGCCGCAAAACUGCAUGGCCACUUGAAUGUGUCCAUGCAAUUUUGCAGCUCACUGUACAUUUUAAAUUAAAUGAACAUUAUAAUUGCUUGCCAUAGAAAAUUACUAAAUGAUGCAAUAUUGUAAAGUACAUAUACCUACCUAUCUAAAAGAGAAGUAUCAUAUUAUUUUACUUUUGUACAUAUAUGUAAUUCUAUUUUUAAAUAAUGUGCCGAUAUAUCUAAAACAGCAAUAUACAUAUUUUUUACGCACCAAUAAGAUGUACCAUCAGCCGUAAAAGUGCAUGGCGACUUUAUCAAUGAAUUCAUUCAUAAUUUCUCCAUGCAAUUUCACACUCACAAGCGAUACAAUAACAUCAAAAGUCAAAACACUAUUGCUCUUUUAGAUGUCGCGGUAAAUAGGUUUAAUAUUCAAAAUGUGGUCAAGGGUGCCAAAUCUGUAAGAUCUUCAGAAUAGAUGUAAGGUUGAUCUCAACUUGUAUAUAUUAUCAUAGAAAGGGGCAUGUUUAGAUGAAGAAAUAUGAGUUGUGCUAACUAAUGUUUGAUUUGAGGCAAACAAGUAUAGUACAGUCAGCUGCAGAGAUAGUUGACCCCCUCUACAAACAAAUUUCUAUGCAGACUGACCCUGACCCUCAGCUAUCUCUGCAGCUGACUGUGCCUAUGCAAGUAAGAAUUCAUAAGAUUUGCAGCAGAAAAAAAUAUGGGAGUAGCGUGAGAAAACUAAGUUGUAAAAAAACACUCGAUAAUUCCGAGGUUCUGAUCAAACUGAGCAUAGGUUUUAUUGUUACGAAAUAAUACAAAUAUUCCGUCAAUAGUAGCUAAAUAAUAAAAAGUAAAUAUAAAAAACCUUGCACAGUUUAUUUUAGAACCUCCCAAAAUAAUACUUUUUACACUACAUUUCUCUUACGUAACGUAUGUGAAUUUGGAAUAUAAACAAUAUUGCUUUGUACCCUCACCUCGCUUCAGUGCUUCCAGCAAAAAAAAAAACUAUUGUUUAUUCCAGAUAUAAUAGUUUUUGCUAAUAUAUAUCAUAUAGUAUGUACAAUAUAUAGAAUAAGAAAUGUGAAUACCUAUUAAUCUUAAAUUUGUACAAUUCGUAAGUAUAGUUUUGAUUUGUGAUAUAGUUUACAACGAAUGUAUUGAGAAGUGCCUAUUGUACAUAGAAAUUAUAAAGAGUUUGAUAUUAAUAUGUUUAUGAAUCAUAUGUUGUAAAAUAAGGAAAAACUGUUGAAUAUAAGAUUUUAAAGA
This is a messenger RNA of Cydia strobilella, 3303 nucleotides long. RefSeq names its product meteorin-like protein. The coding region runs from base 183 to 1178 and encodes 331 amino acids. The record is from RefSeq and is a predicted model, not a curated record. The transcript has 5 exons. Gene Ontology annotation, molecular function: hormone activity. Lineage: Eukaryota; Metazoa; Arthropoda; Insecta; Lepidoptera; Tortricidae.